UGUACUUCCUUCAGGCCUCACUCUUGGGACAUGGUGACCAGCGGAAAGCAGCUUGGUGGUGGAGGAGUGCCUUCGUGGAGGGACGCCUGCCCGGGUCCAGGCACACCACAGAGGAAGGACACCCGCGUUCUGUAUCUUCAGGCAGUCCUCCAGCAGGGCAGCAGACGGGUCAGCUGCUGGGUAGACGCUCAGUGUGUCUGCAGGGGCUUGCAUUUCUCCAUUUAAAAAAAAAAAAGAACAGCUGAUGUGCACCUCCAGCCUUCCUGCAGUUGGAUUUGUCAGCGACCAGCAUGGGCUCUGUGAAUUCCAGAGGUCACAAGGGAGAAGCCCAGGUGGUGAUGAUGGGCCUCGACUCUGCUGGCAAGACCACGAUCCUGUACAAACUGAAAGGGAACCCACUGGUGGAGACCUUACCCACUGUUGGUUUCAACGUAGAGCCUCUUGAAGCUCCUGGACAUGUGUCACUGAUUCUCUGGGACAUUGGGGGACAGAGCCAGCUCAGGGCCACCUGGAAGGACUACCUGGAAGGCACCAGCAUCCUUGUGUAUGUGCUAGACAGCACAGAUGAAGCCCGCUUGCCUGAGGCGUUGGCUGAGCUUGAGGAAGUCCUGGAAGACCCCAACAUGGCCGGUGUCCCUUUCUUGGUACUGGCCAACAAGCAGGAGGCCCCUGACGCUCUUCCAAUGCUUGAAAUCAGAAACAGGCUGGGCCUGGAAAGGUUCCAAGACCGUUGCUGGGAGCUCCGGGCUUGCAGUGCACUCACAGGCCAGGGGCUACAGGAAGCCCUGCAGAGCCUGCUGCACUUGCUGAGAUCCUGCUGAAACACAGUAACCUGUGACUCGAGGCUGGAGCGGGACAGGGAUCCGACCAGCCGGACCCCCUGAGCAGGUGGAAGAGCUUAUCCUUGCUUCUAUGAACAGGAAGGACCAGCUGAUCCUUGAGAAACUGCAGCUCAGUUUGCCACACAAGACAUCCUUUUACUCUUGGACAGGAUAUUUUCUUCUCAGGACGUGCUCACGGUGGCACUUGUGCUGAAAACCAACUGUUUUGUUGUUGUUGUUGUUGUUGUUUUUUAAAUAAUAAUAAUAGCUGGGGGGAUAUAAAAACCCUCGAAAUACCUCAUGAAAUAGCUCAGGACCAAGUGUGAAUGCAACCAAGUUGGCGACAAUAACUGAGAACCAAGUUCACAAUGGAGAGGAAGUCUCAAAACUGCAUCUGAGUGUCACCUGGACCUGCUGUCUUCAGGAGCGGUUCUUCCUGCUGCCUCUGGGCACAGGCCAUUGUCACUCUCCCUACAGUGCGCUGGGCAGGCGGCAGAGGGGGCCGUUCAGCUCACACAAUUUCACCCUGCUCUCCAACUCAAUUAACUCCUCUCUGCCCUCCACUCUAUGUUGUAAAAAAUAAAACU
Onychomys torridus (southern grasshopper mouse) is the source of this 1408-nucleotide messenger RNA. It is a transcript of the gene Arl11, whose product is annotated as ADP ribosylation factor like GTPase 11. Gene Ontology annotation, molecular function: GTP binding; GTPase activity. The coding region runs from base 291 to 821 and encodes 176 amino acids. The transcript is spliced from 3 exons. Gene Ontology annotation, biological process: vesicle-mediated transport; intracellular protein transport. Gene Ontology annotation, cellular component: cytoplasm. The record is from RefSeq and is a predicted model, not a curated record. Lineage: Eukaryota; Metazoa; Chordata; Mammalia; Rodentia; Cricetidae.